UGUACUCCGUGAGUACGGAACAACAGAUUUCAUCUCUUGAAUCUGAUUUUAUCUGAGAAAUAUGUGGCAAAUUUGGUUAAUUACUGCGUUACAGAUCGUGUUGACGGGCGGCGAAACCAUCGAUAGCGAUCUCGUGCCACAAGGUCCCGACAUAAUCCUCAUCAACGGAACAAACCCCGUGGGACACUUUAAAUGCUACUGGCCAAAGCACGUGAAUCCGAACGUCAGCUGGAGCGAUCACGACUUGCUGGUUCAAACCGAGCAGCUGUACGCCACCCUCGGAGACCUUCCGUACGGAGUGUACAACCUUUGCCUGUUUUGCAGAACAGCAAAAUGUCUCGGUGCGUUUCGGAUGAAGCUUUCGGCCAGGGAGAGAGAAGUCCAGGAGAGUCGGAUAUCCUUUCUCGACGCGGACAUCGGUCUGGACUGUCCAAUGGUGGGUGCGGGGGAGUUUGGAGUUCAGUGGUUUGCGUUGCACGUGUCCACGUUUCGUGCGCCGGACUUGAACACCUACAUUUUGGCGGAUAGCUUUGCAAAGCUGGAGUCGGAACCGCAAUUUCCGGCGAGUAUUCCCUUCGGGACCAUCAACCAGGCGGACGGAACUUGGUCCAUGUGUGGAUGGAAGGAUUACCACGUUAGGUAUUGCGAGACCAUGUUUUUGAAGGUGUCGGUUGAUUUGGAGAAGGAUGAAAAGUUGGUUUUGGAAGAAUUGGUUCCGCGUGAGGACGAUCGUUUGGGAGUGGAAAUUGUAGUGGGAGUUGGAAUUGUUUUCGUGGCAAUGGCAAUCGUGAUAACGAUUUAUAAGUGUAGAAAAGGAAAUGAGACCAUUUUGAAGAACAUGCUACGAACUCCUACAACCAUGUCAUUCCCUGAAUCUGAGUGGGAGUUUGAUCGUGUAAAACUAACCAUGGAAGAACAACUUGGAGAAGGUGCCUUUGGAAGAGUGUUUUCAGCUCAGGCUCAGGAUUUGAUUCCUGGUGAAUCGACCACUAAAGUGGCGGUGAAGAUUCUCAAGGAGAACCACACGGGAAGCGAUGUUAAGGAUCUGCUGGACGAACUGGAGGUCAUGAAGAAGGUUUGCCGUCAUCCCAACAUCAUCAACCUGCUCGGUUGCUGCACCAAGGACGGCCCACUCUUUGUAAUCGUAGAGUACGCGCGUUACGGGAAUCUCAAGGAUUUCCUUCGUGAUCAUCGGCCAAAUGUGGGUGGCAUCAAGCCGGAUGAAUCGUACGUUCUCUCGAACGAUCAACUGAUCUCGUUCGCCCAUCAAAUCGCCUUUGGAAUGGAGCAUCUCUCGUCGGUGAAGUGCAUCCACCGAGACUUGGCCGCUCGGAACGUUCUGGUGAGUGAAGCGCUCACGAUGAAGAUCGCGGACUUUGGACUGGCUCGUAACAAGGACUACUACCGGAAGAGAACUUCCGGUAGGCUUCCGAUCUGCUGGAUGGCUCCGGAGUCGCUACAGGAUGGGUACUUCGACUCCCGGAGUGACGUGUGGUCCUUUGGAGUGGUGUUGUGGGAGAUUAUGACUAUGGGAGCACACCCGUUUAUGGCUAUUGAUACUUGGAAGCAGCUUCUCGAAGAUCUACAGCACGGCAAACGACUGGAACGACCUGGAGGUUGUUCGGACGACGUGUAUCGGAUCAUGAAGGACUGCUGGAUACUUCAGCCUGAACUACGACCAACGUUCAGCGAUCUUGUGAGACAGUUGGAUCACUUGUUGUACGGGGGAAUGAACGAGAUCUAUGAAGGAUCAUUACAUCCCGAACACAUUAUGAGUGUGGGUAAUCUUAAUUAUCUGGAAAUGAUGUACAAUGAAACGUUUGAAGAGUGAAUAAUAAAAUAAAUCAAAAUUGUCAGUUCCA
Culex pipiens pallens (northern house mosquito) is the source of this 1862-nucleotide messenger RNA. Its product is annotated as fibroblast growth factor receptor homolog 1-like. The record is from RefSeq and is a predicted model, not a curated record. NCBI's taxonomy places the organism in Eukaryota, Metazoa, Arthropoda, Insecta, Diptera, Culicidae. The coding region runs from base 62 to 1831 and encodes 589 amino acids. Gene Ontology annotation, molecular function: ATP binding; transmembrane receptor protein tyrosine kinase activity. Gene Ontology annotation, biological process: protein phosphorylation; multicellular organism development; positive regulation of kinase activity. The transcript is spliced from 2 exons. Gene Ontology annotation, cellular component: signaling receptor complex.